Molecule: messenger RNA, 7287 nt
Organism: Pseudopodoces humilis (Tibetan ground-tit)
Lineage: Eukaryota; Metazoa; Chordata; Aves; Passeriformes; Paridae
Source: RefSeq, a predicted model, not a curated record
AUGACAAGGAUAUCUCAAGCUUUUGAAGAAGGCAUCAAAAAGAGUGGUGCCCUGGAAAGCAAGAUGAGUGUGAUGCACAGCACUGAGCUGAGAAUGUGGCUGGGGGUCACAGUUCUGAUUUCUCUUGCUGUGUGCCUGGCUGUGGAGGAAGCAACUGAUGAAGGAAUACCUUGUUCAAAGUACCAGCAAGCUUUCAACCAUUCAUGCUAUGAGUUUGUUAGACUCCAGCAAACCUUCACAAGUGCCCAGAGCUGGUGUGAGAGAGGAGGAGGGCACCUUGUCUUUAUUCAAAAUGAGGACACUCAAGAGUUCUUGCAAAAACAUAUUGCUGAGGACCAGGAAUGGUGGAUAGGACUGAUCUCAAACUCCUUGCUGAAUGAAACUACUGAUGGGUCAAUAACUUGGCUGGACACUUCAAACAUAAGCUACAGUAAAUGGUACAAGGAUCAGCCCUCUCCCUUCUCAUCCACGUGUGGGUACAUCCUGAAGAAUGCCAAGUAUCAGUGGGGUGUGACUGAAAAUUGCAGCCAGGAAUUUUACUUCAUUUGCGAGUUUGAUUCUGGCCAGAGCAUUGCUUGUGAUAAUUACAAUGCCACUGUACAGUGUGGAUCAGGAGAAGUUAUUCAAGUUGAAGAGAGCUUCUACGGGCGGAAGACCCCUCACUACUGUGUGUCAGAGACUCCUCUCCAGCUUGAAACAGAUGAAGGCUGCAGCUGGAUCAGUGUCAAGGAUGAAGUGGCAGGCCAGUGUCAUGGUCUGCAGGCCUGCCAGGUGGCAGCAGAUGGCACUUUCUUUGGAAAUCCUUGUCCGGCUUUGGGAAGCUAUUUGUCUAUUCAAUACCACUGCAAGGAAGGUCUGCAGCUGUUUAUGACAGACACAUGUUUUGUCUUUGAAAAUAUCACGGUCACUUUGAACUGGCUGCUCUCACCAUACUCUGGGAACCUUUCCUGUACCAUUAGCACUGGGGAUGGUUACACUAUUGAUCCUUACUACCCUCUAACACUGGUCAGCAACCUCACAUACAGGUACUCCUCUGCUGGGGAGUUUACGGUUUUUGUGGAGUGCACCACCAGCGAGUGGCACGUGAUGGCACAGAGGCAGGUGACUGUUCAAGAUCAGGUGGAUCAGCUCAGCAUUUCUGGGUGCUACAGCCAGUAUGAAACAGGGAACAGCUCCCACUGCCGUACCCUGUAUGGAGAGGUGUUGUGGAUCCAAGUUCAGCUCAGUGGAGGCAAUGGAGUAACCUACAGCGUAUUUGCAGAUAACAUGACACUGACUGAAUCCAGUGCAGAGGAAGGUCUUGUCCCCCAUAACCUGACACUCAACAGUGCUUCCCAAAAGCUGAUAGGCCCAGGGAUGCACUGGCUGGAAAUCCGAGCAUCGAGGAACAUGACAGCAUCAGAGAUCUCCAGGAGUAUUGCUGUUCAUUUAAUUGAACCAGUAUCUGGGAUUCAGGCUGCAGUAGCUUCCCACACUCUGGAGCUGGGGGAGGAUUUGGAGGUGAAUGUCUCUGUGUCCCAUGGUGCCCCAGAGCAGCUGAUGUUUGAGGUGAUUGGAUCCAACCAAACCCACUGUCACAGAACAGACAGCCCUCGUGGGGAGCUGCAGAUGUACAGCGUUCCUGCUCCGUCAGAAGGUACUUUCCAAGUGAAAGUGGUGGCCAUGAAUGCCUUUUCAAAUGUGAGUCUGGAUCUUGGAUUCGUCACUGUGUUGGCAAACGGUUCCCAUAAAAAAGAUUCUGCUGAGGAAGAAGGCAUCUACAAAACAAAUAUCCGAAAGAAAAAUGAUCACAGAAUAUAUAUUAAACCAAGUCGCCAUGUGGAUCCUCUCACAACUGUUACACUUGGCUGGCCAGACAACAACAAUAAUUCCAGUUUUCUCUGGACCUGUGGAGCUUGUUGGCCUGCCUGGAAUGAAUGUGUGAAGCAACAGAUAAUCCGAAUCAACCAAAGUGAGGUGCAAAUCCCACCUUCCUGCCUUCCUCCUCCGAAAUCAGCAGUGACAGUCAGGAUUACUGUCCGAAGCCACGGCAGUGAAGAGAGGCAGGACGAGCAAUGUCUCUAUGUGACUGCAAAACAAGAACUGCAACUGGAAAUCAGGUGUGAGGCAAACUGCAAUCCAGUGAAUGUUAGUGAUGAAGUUGUUUUGAGUGUCUCUGGACAGGAGGACUCCCAUACCAUACCUUAUAACUGGUAUUUAGAUAACACAUUCAUAAACAAGUCUACAACCCUCCCUCUAGCCUGUGGCCUGACUGGUUUCCAGCAGAACUCUUUGAAUUUGCUUCAAAGCAACACAUCUGUAUUGAGAAUGCCCAGCUCCUUCUUGCAGACACAGGGAGAAGCUUUUCAGAUUAAAGUAAGAGGCAGGACCCAGCGAGGCUACGGCGAGGGCUCGUUCCUGGUGAGCACCGUGCCCCCGCCCGACCGCCCCGCCUGUGCCGUGAGUCCCGGGCACGGCUCCGUGCUCACCGCCUUCAGAGUCUCCUGCAGCGCUCCCGGCUCGGAGCGCUCGGGCCGCUCCAGUCCUAGCAGGCAGCUCACAUAUUGCUUCUAUGAGACACCCCAUUCUCUCCUGGAUUGUAGCCCGGAUCCUGAACUCUUCCCAGUUUAUCUUCCACUUGGAGAAGAGGAAAAUAAUUUUAUUUUACAUGUGACAAUCAUUGUUAGCAACAACUUCGGUGACAGAGUUCAAACAAAUGCUUCAGUGAAGGUUGGACCUGCAGAUAUGAUGGAUGGGAACCUGACCCUGCAGGCUGUGAUAUCUGAGAAGGCAAACACCAUCCUAAAAGAUGGGAACAACAGCAUGAGUCUUUUCCAGCUGUACAAGUCAGUAACAUCUGUACUUAAUCAGCAGAUCCAGGAGGAAAGUUUUAACAUGUCUUUACAGACAAAUACACGAAAAGAGCUCCGAGGGCUGAUGCUGACAACUCUCUCUGUUGUUAACAUAACAUCAAUGCAGACUGCUCUGAAGAUGUCAGAGGUAUUGAAAGAAAUCACUUACAGGAGUGAAGAGCUGUCUGUCUCAGCACAGGUGGAAGCCAGCAACACUCUGAAACAUGUCAGUGCCUCCUUGCUCGCUGUGAACACAGAGCACAGCAGAGAUGGUCAGGAGUUAAAGGAAGCAGCCAACUAUCUGUUUAAUGCAGUGAGCAAUGUUCUUAAAGCUUCUGUAGAAAUCAGAGCUGGGAACGCUUCAGUGCCAGAGGCAGAACAGAUGGUGAGCUUUGCCAUGAAUCCCUUUUUCUCCAGUGACAGCAGUUUUGACAUCAGUGGAACAGUGGGAGGUCUAAGUCUAACUGGUCUGGAUGGUUUGAUCAUACCAGUCAGCAAUCUCAAAGAGAACAUUGAGAUCAUGUUACCAAGGCUUUCAGCAACUCAGGAAGAUAAGGUUCUGUUGAAUCUGGGCAAUUAUAGCACUUUUCAAGUCAAUGUUACCUCAGAAAACACAUCUGUAGUGAUCCACCUGGAAUCUGAACAUGACAUCCCAUUAAUAUUUUACCUGGGGUAUGGUUAUCACCCAAAUGAAACCAACUAUGAUAUGAAAAAUCAUCUGUUUUAUAAGAAAACUUCUGGAGGUGAGACAAACAGUUGGGUUCUCAGCCCAGAAGAACUCAUUUUUGGAGAAGGAACCUACUAUUUCAUGGUUUUACAAGAUACGGGAAUGGAUUCAAGAGUCUACAAUGGGCUAACCAUAAAUGCCACUUGCUUUGCAUCCCGCUGUGCAUUUUGGGACGAGCACCAGGGAGGCUGGAACAGCUAUGGAUGUCAUGUAGGACCAAAAACAAAUCCUAGCAGCACGCAGUGCCUCUGCAACCAUCUGACCUUCUUUGGGAGCUCCUUCUUUGUCAUACCCAAUGCCAUAGAUGUCAGCAAAACAACACAGCUGUUUGGUACAUUUGUGGACAAUCCUGUGGUGGUGACAACUGUAGGAUGCAUCUUUCUGAUAUAUGUGCUUGUAGUUAUUUGGGCUCGAAGGAAAGACAUCCAGGAUGAUGCCAAAGUGAAAAUCACAGUCCUGGAAGACAAUGACCCCUUUGCUCAGUAUCGUUACCUUGUGACAGUUUUCACAGGACACCGCCGUGGCGCAGCCACAACCUCCAAGGUGACCCUCACCCUCUAUGGAGUGGAUGGAGAAAGUGAGCCCCAUCAUCUAAAUGAUCCUGAUACACCAGUCUUUGAACGUGGAGGAGUGGAUGUUUUCCUCCUUUGUACCUUCUUCCCUCUUGGGGAACUGCAGACUAUUAGAUUGUGGCAUGAUAAUUCAGGUGACAGUCCAUCCUGGUAUGUGAAUCGAGUAUUAGUCCAUGAUCUGGCAUGGGAUCAGAAAUGGUAUUUCCUCUGUAACUCCUGGUUAGCCAUUGAUAUUGGAGAAUGUGUUCUAGAUAAAGUAUUCCCAGUAGCAACUGAACAGGACAUGAAGCAGUUCAGCAAUCUGUUUUUCAUGAAGACCUCCAAGGGUUUCCAGGAUGGGCACAUCUGGUACUCGGUUUUCAGCCGCUCCCCACGAAGCUCCUUCACGCGAGCCCAGCGAGUGUCCUGUUGCUUCUCACUGCUCCUCUGCACCAUGCUGACCAGCAUCAUGUUCUGGGGUGUGCCAAAGGAUCCUGCUGAGCAGAAAAUGGAUUUGGGUAAGAUUGAAUUCACAUGGCAGGAAGUGAUGAUUGGCUUUGAGAGCUCCCUCCUCAUGUUCCCCAUCAACCUGCUCAUUGUGCAGAUCUUCAGGAACAUACGACCUCGGCCAGCCCAGCCGGGCAGAGAGAAGCCGGGAAAGAGUGGCCGAGUGUCCCCAAGCCUGCCUCCCACCCCAGGGGCCACCCAGGCUGCCUCUCUCACUCCAGAGGCUGUGACAAAGGACAUAAGAAGAAUUGCCAACUCACUCUCUAAAGCCCUGAAGACUCCAUCUCUCACCUCAGCACCAGACCUUGAAAAAUCAAUGAAUAUCAACACACUCCUGUCAUUGGUUGAGGACAUCAUCUGUCAGCAGAACAGAGCUGGGCAAGGGUUUUAUGAUGAGAGCAAGAAGGAUGGCCCCAUAAUUGUCACAUUGGGUGCUAUGGAUAUCCAAGAAAAAACAAGAAGUCCAACUCCAGAGAAGAGAGCUUGUGACCAGCUGAAAUACAGUGAUUACCAUCACUGCUUGUACAAACAACUCCAGCAGGUAGAGAUGGAGCUGGAAUUACUGGGGCCCCAUAAAUUUCAGAUGCCUCAGAGUUACACACAAGCUGUUUGUCAGGUCCAGCACAUGAAGAACCUCCUGGAGAACCAAAUCUGCUCAUCAGCAUCCAUCGCUGAGAGGUGGUCCCAUACUCCAAACUUGCCCAGUGAUGACAAGAAAAGUUCUUCUCCCAGAGGGCUGCCCUGGUGGUUUGUGUUCAUUGCUUGGUUCCUUGUGGCAGCCACCAGCGGUGUGUCUGGGUUCUUUACCAUGCUUUAUGGACUCCAUUAUGGCAAGGAGAACUCCAUCAAGUGGCUCAUCUCCAUGGUCAUCUCCUUCUUGGAAAGUCUUUUCAUCACACAGCCCUUAAAGGUGCUGGGAUUUGCUGCUUUUUUUGCUCUGGUUCUGAAAAACGUGGAACAUGAGGAUGAAGAAAACACAGCUAUUGAUGGGUCUUUAUCUGUACCAGGUAACUGCCUGCAAAGUGAUUCACACCCUCUUUUUGGGGUCCGAAGGGACAGUAGAAGCAAUAUUUACCAGCCACCUGCUGCUGCUGAUGUGGAGAAAAUGAAAAUCAGCUGCAUGAAGGAGCAGAAAGCAUUUGCCCUCAUCAGAGAAAUCCUGGCCUAUCUGGGAUUUUUAUGGAUGCUGUUACUGGUUGCCUAUGGGCAGAGAGAUCCCAAUUCCUACUAUUUAAACAAGCAUAUUAAGGACAGCUUUACGGAUGGAUUCCACGAUGUCUACAGUUACCAGGAUUUUUUCACGUGGGCGAACACUACUUUACUCAAAAAUCUUUAUGGAUCAUAUAAAGGAUUCAUUACAGAUGGCAAUUCCAAGCUGGUGGGUAGUGCUCGAAUUCGCCAAGUAAGAGUGAAAGGAGACACCUGCCCUAUUUCUCCCAGACUCCAGCACAUAGUUGAAGAAUGCCACGCUCCAUACUCCCUACAAACAGAAGAUACAUCCAUUUAUGGGGAGCACUGGAAUACCUCAGUCUUUGAUAACUCCUCUGACUUGAGCUCAGCAUGGCAGUAUCAGAGUCAGUCCAGACUGAGAGGACACCCCAGCUGGGGUAAACUUGCCAUCUACAGCGGAGGGGGAUAUGUGAUUCACCUGGGAACUGACCCUAUAAAUGCCUCCAGAAUUCUCCAAUACCUUUUCAACAACAUCUGGCUUGACACCUUCACAAGAGCAGUGUUUGUUGAAUUUACAGUCUACAAUGCCAACGUGAACCUUUUCUGCAUUAUAAGUCUGAUGUUUGAAAGCAAUGCUUUAGGGGCCUUCUUCACAAGUGCAGAGCUGCAAAGUGUCCGGCUCUACCCCUACACCAACAGCCUCCACAUCUUUGUGGUUGCGGCAGAAGUCAUUUAUUUCCUCUUUAUUGUGUACUACAUGAUAGUACAGGGAAAGCUGCUGAAGAGUCUGAGAUGGAGAUACUUCCACAGCAAGUGGAAUCUCCUGGAGAUGGCCAUUAUAUUGAUUAGCUGGAGUGCUCUGUCAGUGUUUGUGAAACGGACAGUCCUUGGGACCCGAGACAUCAGCUACUACCAGGAACACAAGGAGGACUCCAUAUGCUUCAGUGAAACAGCGAGAGCUGAUGCCAUUCUUGGCUACCUAAUUGCAUUCCUGGUGCUUCUCUCCACAGUGAAACUGUGGCAUCUGCUGAGGCUUAACCCUAAACUGAACAUGAUCACAUCAACACUAAGGAGGGCAUGGGGUGAUAUCUCUGGAUUCAUCACUAUUAUUGCAAUCAUGUUCCUCGCCUAUUCCAUUGCUGCAAACCUGAUAUUUGGCUGGAAGCUCUACUCUUACAAAACUCUCUUUGAUUCGGCAGAGACCAUGGUCAGUCUUCAGCUGGGAAUCUUCAACUACGAGGAGGUCUUGGACUACAAUCCAAUUUUAGGCUCCUUCUUAAUUGGAUCCUGCAUAAUUUUUAUGACAUUUGUGGUACUGAAUCUGUUCAUUUCGGUGAUUCUGGUUGCUUUUAGUGAGGAGCAGAAGCAUUACCAGGCUUCAGAAGAAGAGGAGAUUGUUGAUCUAAUGGUAAUGAAACUCUUCAGUUUCUUUGGGAUAAAAUGCAAGAAGGAAGAGAAGCCAGGCACUGGUGAACAACUAGAACAACCUGUCAGCGAGUGA